This is a messenger RNA of Lentinula edodes (shiitake mushroom), 2257 nucleotides long. RefSeq lists its product as uncharacterized. Gene Ontology annotation, biological process: SRP-dependent cotranslational protein targeting to membrane. Bases 121 to 2184 code for a protein of 687 amino acids. The record is from RefSeq and is a predicted model, not a curated record. The transcript is spliced from 6 exons. Lineage: Eukaryota; Fungi; Basidiomycota; Agaricomycetes; Agaricales; Omphalotaceae. Gene Ontology annotation, cellular component: signal recognition particle, endoplasmic reticulum targeting. Gene Ontology annotation, molecular function: signal recognition particle binding; endoplasmic reticulum signal sequence receptor activity; 7S RNA binding.
AUGAAGAGUUACAUAUCGAACGGAAGCGCCGAUGGACGAAUGUACUUCAGAGGCGCUCAGCUGUAGAGGCUACUUACAUAAGGCUUUUCCUGGUCUCCUCUGCACAACCUCUGUAAAAAGAUGAUUAAUUUUAGAGCCCUUCAACUAGCAAACGAACAGCAAAGUGCAUAUGGCUUGAGGUAUGAUGACUUUGCCAGAUAUAGGAAGCAUUGUGCAAAUCGCACCCAUCGCCUACGGUCUUCACUCAAAUUGACCCAUGGAACGAAAGGGAAAGAGUUCAGGAAACUUCCAUCGUUGACUGAAAUGGACUUGGAAAAAGUCAAGGAAGGACAUCUUCAGCUCCUUCUCUUCGAAUCCGAACGAGCUUGGGCCUAUGCACAAGAGCUCACUUCCCUAUCUCUUCUCCCAACCAAUUCGGCGCAUUCCGCAUCUCUACUUCACCACGCAACCGGUCGUUUCCGACGCGCCAUCAAUUGGGCCACACAACUGCUCUCGUUGACCCAACGUCUCUACACCUCUCACAAAUUCACCGCAGAAUCUCUCCUCGAAUGUACUGCCUACUUACUUUUACUCAACGGGCGUUUCCUUCUCAGCGCUCCUCGAGAGGAUUUCGAGUCUGCUUUACCACAGCUGUGCGUCACCCGUCUGAUUCUCGAUAUCCUAGCCCUUCAUGCCGGGGAUUCUCGAGAUCAGGCUCUGGCCGUGCUUUGGUCAGACCAGGUGGGUCCGAUGGUGAGGUGGUGUGCGCAUCAAAUGGGUAGAGAGAAGGCGUACGACGUUGAUUCCAUUGUCAAGGAGGUUUCAGAGCAGAACGUGAGAGACCUUGUGGAUAAUUGGGACGAAGUUGCGGAGAAGUUUAAGAAAGACGCUGAACAUUAUGGAUUGGGCUCUAAUGCGAAGAAGUUGGGUAAGCUUGAUGAAAGCAGAUUGAUGUGGGAAGGUGAACCUGUUCCGGUACGCAAUCCGGAAUUAGUGGAUGUGUUGUUGAAGGUACAGAGCGCCGAGAUGAAAAUGGCCUCAAGCAGUGGCAAGGACGGGAAAGCCCCGACUAAGGGAGGUCAAGGAGGGAAAAAAGCUGUCGCGGCUUAUGAUUCUGUUCUCGCUGCGUUGAGCGACGCGGAAGAGGUAGCGAGGAAGUUGAGUGAGAGUGAGUCGCAGAAGGCUUCCUCUUCGACCAUUCCAGGAUCUCUCCCUUCCAGCGGUGGAGGUCAAAUCCGGGACAUGCAUUUCGUCCAUACCUACAUCGUGUACCAGCUUUUAUCUAAGCGGAUCCAGCGAGAUUUAUUGUUGGUUGAUGCGUUAGUUGGGGAGGCAGAUGCAGCGGGAGCCGCAGGAAUAAAGGGAAAGACAAUUUCGUCAACCUCGACUUCCUCUGCAGACCCACGUCUCUACCCCGCCAUCGUCAAGCUCCUUGACUCCAUCCUCCAAUCUCUCUCCCAACUCCGUACUCUAAGCAUCGUGGAUGAUAAUCCUGAUCUUAGUGCUGCUGUCGAUGCGAGGAUCGGGUUUUCUAAAGCCAAGAGAUGUGUUAACCUUGCCAAAUGUUAUAUCGUCAUCCCAGGGGAUAAAAAGUAUGCUGAGGCGCUAACACUCCUUCAACAUGCCACCAUCCAUCUACGCGAGGCGCGUCGGGUGCUGGAGACACUCGGUCUAUCGGCUGAUGAUUCUGACCCCAACGACGAAGUAGAAUUUUACCCCUUGCUGGAAAAGGAUCUUGAGGUUCUGGAAGAAUCCAUAAACAAAGAGGGAUUAGAGUAUAAGAGAACAUGGUUGGAGAAAGGUGGUGCUGGAGUAGGAGAACAACAGGGAGGGAAAGGUCAGAAGCAGAAGAAGCCAGUGUUCUUCAACAUUGCUUUGAAUUAUGUGGAUGUGGAUGUGGAACUUAUGGAAAGGUUGAGAGAGAGGGCUGGGAUGACCCCAACUGCAGCCUCAACUACUCAAACUUCUACUGGUUCUACUCAAAAUCGGAUCGCUCAGGCAACACUUGGAUCGUCAAAAGCUCCGGCAAUAGCAGCACCUAAGGCAUUUGCGUCGGCGGUUGGACCUAGAGCAAAAGCAGCGGUAAUGGAAGAGGGCAUGAGUCGGAGCGGAACGCCUGAACCCAGAGAAUCAGAUGGGAACAAAGCAGCUGGUGCCACGAGCAGGCUGGGUAGCCUGUUGGGUGGAUGGUGGGGAAAGAAUUGACUGCUGCAGACUCGAAUUGAUUCAUGUAUCGGAAUGCUCAGAAGCCCAUGAUGGACGACGUCCAGAAUCAUUU